AAAACUGUCACCUUUACUGCGGUUACGGUGACGUGUAUAGUAUAGCAAAACGCUGCGUAUAGCUGUGUAACCAACUUGCCAUUGCCACAGUCGCUCCCAAAUAAUGUCAAGAAAUACACGAUUGUUAUGUGAAUAAAUCGAACUUGUGCUGUUUAUAGAGCUCAACAGACAAUUAUUUAGUGUCGGAACAUUCAUAGUAUUACGAAUAAACAGUUAUCAACUUAAAAAUCCAAUAUGGUGCUUAUGACGAUGAUCGCGCGAGUUGUCGACGGCCUGCCCCUUGCCGCAACCAUGCAAGACGACGAACAGAGCGGCUGCAAUAUCUUGGAGUACCAAAAUCAGGCGAAAAUGCUGUUCCGGAAGCUAGGACCGCAGUCUCCGCUACGCUGUUCGAUUGAAUCCGGACCUUUCUUGUUCCACUAUCUGAUUGAGAACGAGAUCUGCUACCUGGUGCUGUGCGAGAGGAACUACAACAAGCGGCUAGCGUUCAGCUACCUCGAGGAGAUCGCUCAGGAGUUCUACCAGCAGUACGGGAAGAGGGUGAACACGGUGACCCGACCGUAUCCGUUCAUUGAAUUCGAUACGUGGAUGCAGCGGGCCAGACGCCAAUACAGCGAGGGCGGGACGCGCGCGCGCCGCACGGGCGCCGCGGCCGCCCUCGGCGGGCAGCUGGGCGACGUGCAGCGCAUCAUGAUGCAGAACAUCGAUGACGUGCUGCAGCGGGGCGCCGUGCUCUCCGAGCUCGACACAAAAACGCAGUCCCUCUCCAUGAUGUCGCAGAAGUACAAGAAGGACGCCGCUUACCUGAACACCAAGUCUAUGCUCAUCAAGGUAACAGCUGGCGCCGUCAUACUGCUGGUGUUUGUGCUGUACUUCUGGAUCCUGUAAACCUGGUUCUGUCAAAUUGGAGCGGCCAUUUUGUUUUGGCGGACAUCUUGAAUAGUAAACUUUGGUAAAGGCGCUUCUGGAUUACGUUUAAACGCAUAAGGUGGCACAUGUAAGACGAAUGGUAUACUAUUGAGGGCUCAUUGAGAGGCCGUUACCGAUUUUAGUCGCAAAAAUGACAAAUUAUAUAUUUAUUCGAUGAAAUUGUACAGCUUUUGUUAACUAUUAGAAAUAACUAGUACUGGUUUCUAUUAGCACAUCUUGUUAUCUUUCAUUUUAAUAAAUCAUUUUUUUGAAAACAGACAAUUAGUAAUGAUGUUUUUUCUCAUGGACGUUUAGGUAAACGCGCGUAAAGCACUAAUUUUGGAGCUCUUAUUUGUAACUUUUGUAAAGUUUCGACUGCUAAAAAUGGUAAUUUUGUAUUACACAUAUCCUUUACUUCAACUUUAAUAAACUACAUUUUUGUUAUUAUAAAUUUGAAGUAGUGUAAAUGAAAGUUAGUCGACAACAAUUUUCUCCAAAAAUUAAUUUAAAUCAAGUGACAAUUUCUCUGUAAAUCGACUUAAUUUCAACGUAAUUUUGUUACUUAAAUAAUCUACAACAUUUGCUAAAACUGUCCUUAUACAUCAUUUUGUAUAAUUUACCACCAUAAUUUUUUUAAGAGUUUUUAAAAACUGUCCCUUCUCGUCACAUAUUACCGGGGACGCACGCUUGCGACCUCAUUAUUAAAAGGCAAGACGAGAAGACGUGCUGAUAAAAACCAAUACUUGUUAUUUAAAUAUUACGUAACAAAAGGUGUACAAUAUCAACGACUAAAUUUAUCAAUUUUCAUUACAUUGCGGUAUUUGGUCGGUCGGCCGAAUUGAUUGUAACCUCAAUAGUCCGUAAUGUAUGUCUAAAUCAGCCCUUACUUAAACACCAAGUCCAUGCUUCUCAAGGUCCUUGUCAAGUUAGGGCAGCCAUUUUGUUUUUUGGCGGACAUUUUGAAUGAGCAUGAAGAUAUAGGACGCUUUUGGAUUAUAUAAAACGGUGUAGGUUACAACUGAGGUGUUCCACGCGGCGUAUUGUUUUAAAGUAUAUACAUAAGAUUCUAUGUGUUAAAUUAGAUUACAUACAUUUAUUUUAACCGAAAUUUUGUAAGUAUAAAAGAGUCUUUCCAUCAAAUGUGUUGUUAUUCUUAUUUUUAUUUUUUUAUUUUGAAUCAGACUUUUGAAUGAUUAUUUGUAGCCUUUAUUUUAAUAAAGUUAACCUAUUAUUAAAUCUAGUGUGUUUAAACUUUUUCCAAAUGUCUACCAAAAUAUCAAAAUGGCCGUGUUAAGUGUCUAAUAACGAAUUCCUCCAUAUUGAACCCCGACCCACAAAUACAAUGUAUAAUGUGUGUUUACAAUGUAUAAUAUUAUAUAUAACUAUUCGAUACCCAACAACCGUAGAAACGACUAAUAAAAUAUAUUGUCGAAAAUAUGAAAAUAAUAAUAAACAUCGACUUAUAAAAUAUAUAAUUGUAAUAUAUUCUUAGCCGGUUAAGAGUUAGUGUCAAAUGCAGUCUACUUGUUAGUAAAAAUUCAUGUAAGUUUCUUACUUCGCUCUGAAAUCCAUUCUAUAUGUAUAAUUGCUGUAAUGUAUUCUUCACACUUUUCAGCUGAAAAACCAAUUUUUCAUACUAAACUUCGCACGGCAAUAUAUUUGAGAGAAAUUGAGACUUGCUUGCAUUAGAAUUAAGUUCAAUUUCCAUGUUGUUUUUGGCAGCGAGGGCCUACAAGGCAGCUUUUCUAUGUCGUUGAGGCCAAUUCAAACUUUGACAUUAAAAUAAUGUUCUUUACUCACGCUUCUCGUGCAUCCCGCUCGCUCCAAUACAAAAACGGGCACGUAUGAGCGAAAUGCACGCGCAGAUAUAACUAACUUACAUAAUUUUGAUGUACAUUCAAACAAGGGCGUCGGGGGGAGGGGGGCAAGUCCAUAAGGCCGAUGGCCAAGGGGAGGAAGGGAACAUGCAUAUAGUCAGAAAUUUUGUUUUCGGGGGCGGGAGGGGGCAGCUGCCCCUUGUCCCCCUUGGCGACGCCCUUGCAUUCAAAUUGACCUCCUUGUUACAAUACGGCUUGGUGAGCAAACAAUUGUUAUUUUCCUUUCAAUGCAAACCUUUGUUUAUGGACAUUUAUCAAUAUAUAGUUCGUGUCAUUCACGAUGACGCGCAGAUAAGUCAAAUCUAACCUUUAAUAACACGACUAUACGAUUCAAGCCACGCGAUAGUCCCACGAAUCAGAAUAUUUAGUAAAUAUGAUUUGAUCCAUGUUUUUGAAACUGCCUAGUCUGUCCUACCUUUUCUUGGUAGUGGAAAUAUUAAAUGUAAUUACAUGGUGUUUUUUUAUUUAUUACGUUUAGGGUUGGACGCCUGGAUGGCGAUAUAUUUGUAAAUAUAAAAUAAAUAUUCAU
Cydia pomonella (codling moth) is the source of this 3315-nucleotide messenger RNA. RefSeq names its product vesicle-trafficking protein SEC22b-B (gene Sec22). Gene Ontology annotation, cellular component: endoplasmic reticulum membrane; SNARE complex; Golgi membrane. Gene Ontology annotation, biological process: vesicle fusion with Golgi apparatus; endoplasmic reticulum to Golgi vesicle-mediated transport; retrograde vesicle-mediated transport, Golgi to endoplasmic reticulum. Gene Ontology annotation, molecular function: SNAP receptor activity. The record is from RefSeq and is a predicted model, not a curated record. NCBI's taxonomy places the organism in Eukaryota, Metazoa, Arthropoda, Insecta, Lepidoptera, Tortricidae. The transcript has 6 exons. Bases 235 to 888 code for a protein of 217 amino acids.